AUCUCGGAAGUAAACAAAAUAAAAAGCUAUGGCGGCCUUAGAAGUGGGUGUUACCACUGACGAGCUACGGAUAAGCGACGGAACACUUAAUUUAGACUCACCAGAAGUGAGUGAAAGCCUUGAAGAAAUUGAUUCAAAAGAAGCAGAGGCUCUUGUUGAAGAUGAAGAUACCAGCAUUGAAAUGUUGUCUGUACCGUGCAGCGAUGAAUCGGCCGCACAGUCUCCUACAGACCCGGAAGAACAGAAAUUAUCGGGGUGGUUGAAACUUGUAAGUGUGGGUUUGGGAUUUCGAAAAACUAUUAAACACGUGUGGUUUGUUUAUGGAGAGGACACUGGAAAAUUGUAUUAUUAUCGUCAACCACAAGAUUUGCUUCCAUUAGGAGAAAUUGACCUCAGAACGUCAUCAUUAACAUACGAUGCAAGCAACGUUGACAAGCCUGGUUUGUUUGAAAUACGAUGCGAGAACCAAGUCUUUCAAAUCGAGGCCCAAGACCGUGUCUACAUGCUGUACUGGCUGGAUGCAUUGCAGAAGAAGAGAAGAUUAUUUAGCUUGAGACAAUCCAAUCUGGCGCAGGAUUUUUUUAUGGGCAAAAAGAAACAGUUAGUGGCUAAUGGUCUGCUUGGCAGAGAUUCCACUGAUGGGAAUGAUGAAUUGUGUCCAGCUGAAAAUAAUUCAGAUAACUCCUCAAAGUUUUCAUUGCUGGAUCUUCGGAAAGAAAUAAGGAAUGCUGUGUCCACAAUACGAGCUUCGGCCAGUGAUACCUCCUUAAACAGAAGUUCAACAGCAUUGAGUGAAGACUGGUCCCUAGUGGACGACAUGUCCACUGCCCCACACACGUUCACAUCAGAAUCAAACAACAAACAAAACACAAACCGACCAAACAGCUUUUCUGGCAGGUCAGAAGACAUUUUAGGGGAUACUGCCCCAUCACACUCAGAGCAAACAAUUAUCCUAGAAAACUACAUGAGGUCACAUGACUUGCACAACUGGAACAACAAUAAGCCUGUGACCUCACAGAAUAAACCAAUGAAACCACAGGUCUCCAGCUCCGCCAAUGGCAAGCCUAGUAAAUUCAUUUCUGCAUUAAAAAGCAAUUUCAAAAUGAUGAAGGAAUCUGUCAAAGAGAGGAACCAGCGCUCUAACCCAUCCAGUCGGCACAAUUCAACAGGCUCCCAGUCCUGUUAUAAAUGUAUGGUGCUUGCAGAAGAUUUGGCUUCUAAAGAAGAAUACAUUAAGUCAACAGAAGAAGAACUGCAUGCCAACAAUGAGAUCAUCAAGUUGCUGCAGAAAGAGUUAGCUGUCAUGACUGCUGAGAUAAACACAAGGAAAGAAUGUGAGGGUAAAGAUGAAGAUGCAAUUCAACAAAUAUUGAAACAAAAAGACAAACAUAUCAUUGAAUUGGAAUACAGCAGAACUGUACUCCUAGAGGAAAGAAGCACACUAAAACAGGACAACAGAUUGCUGGAAAAUGAACUCAAAGAUCUCAGCGACCAGAUAUCCAUGUUCAAAACCACGAUUGCAGUCAAAGAUGAAAUGAUUGUGAGCCUGACCAAUCAGAAUCAAGAACUCAGAAGCAACCAAUCACUGGGCAUGGAAGAUAAAUCUAACCUUGUAAGGUCAUUUCCUAUUGAUCCCAUUUCUCUGGCUGCAGAGAGGAAGGAGCAGGAGAGAUUGGCUGAUGCAUGUAAGGCUUAUGAAAUACAAAACCAAUUUCUGACUAAAGAAAUUUUGGCACUGAAUGAAUUAAGACAACAUGAUGAAACCAGGCAAAAGUUUCUUAAUAUGAACAUAGCCAAACUGGAGGCUCAGUACUAUCAGACACGCAGUAAAUAUCUGUUUCUUUUAAAUGAAAAACAAGUGCCAGUCAGAGAUUUGAAACAAAAAUUAUUUGACUUUAUUAAUAGAUUUGCCAGAGGUGGUGAUGAGAACAAUUCACAGGAUGUGGUCAACCAGCUAUUACAGGAAGCCCUGGAAGCUGAAGUCACUGAGGCACAAGAAGAUGUGGCUAAAACAUUUAUCUCUUCACAGAACAAAGAAUAUGAUCAGUAUGGUUUCCUAAAGUUUGACCUUCAAGACAGUGAUGUGCUUCUCUCUCGGGCCAAUAUUUUAUCAAGGCAAUCUCUAGAAAUGGAAUACCAAAUUAGGGAUGCUGAUGAAGAAACUUCUAAAAAGAUAAAGUGGGAAAACUUUAUGGUGGGUCAGUCAAUUGCCAAACCAUUAGUUCGCUCACCAGAUUUAAAGUUACUUAUCAGGCUCGGCAUUCCUCAUGAAUAUAGAGAGAAGAUAUGGAAAGGUUGUAUUGAUUUCUAUGUAAAGUCAACUAGAGACAAACUUGGAGCUAAAUAUUACAAAGAAUUAUCAGAAAGAGCAAACAAUAACAAAUCCAAUCCAGCCAUUAAACAGAUUCAGCUUGAUCUUUUACGGACACUGCCUGACAAUCGUUAUUUUGAUAAAAUUGACUCUCCUGGCAUCUCAAAGUUAAGAAGGGUUUUGUUAUGUUACAGUGUACACAAUCCUCUUAUUGGAUAUUGCCAGGGAAUAAAUCGUAUUGCUGCCAUUGCCUUGUUAUUUUUGAGGGAAGAAGAUGCCUUCUGGUGUCUGGUUGCCAUCAUUGAACAUUUAAUGCCUGCUGAUUACUACACUACUACAUUAGCAGCUGCUCAGGCAGACCAGAGAGUACUAAAAGACCUGGUGAAAGAGAAAUGCGCUGCACUGAACACACACUUGGAGGAAAAAGAUGUGGACCUUUCCCUCUUCACCUUUAACUGGUUUCUGACAGUCUUCAUUGACGGCAUCCGUCCUGAGCUCUUUCUGCGUAUCUGGGAUGUCUUCCUAUACGAGGGCAGCAAGAUAAUGUUCCGUUAUGCAUUGGCAUUUUUAAAAUAUGCCGAAGAUGACAUUUUGAAACAGCCUAACAGCUUAGCAACCAAUCGUUAUAUGAGAACACUAGGGGAGAGUAUCACAGAUGUGAAAAGAAUUUAUCAGAUUGCCUUUCAUGAAUUAAACCCAUUCCCCAUGCGUGCCAUCUCAAACAAAAGACAGUACCAUUUACAACAAGUGAAGAUUGAAUUAGAGGAGCUUGAAAAAGUGAGAAAAGACAUGAGAUCGGCUCAUGCUGGAGAUGAAGAAUGUAGCCAGAACAAACAAGGUUAUUUUAGUGAGGAUGACCAAGAAUGAGAACAGGAAGAAUGUUGCCAGAACAAGCAAAGCUUUUUUUAGUGAGGCUGACCAUGAAUGAGAAUAAAACAGAAUGUCUAUAAUUUAUUUAUUACGUUAAAAAAAAUUUUUUUUUGAAUGGCUGAUUUUUUUUAAAAAGAUUGUGUGAUGUUAACAGAGUAAUUAAUGCCAACAUUUUUUAUUUGUUUUUAUACUUUACAGUUUAUGUUACAAAUAUGUUUUUUUGAAGAAUACCCAGAAUUCCUUUAUUUUUUAUUUAUUUUCUUCCCCCUAUACAAAUAAAAUGAAUGCCUUACAAAUUAAGUUUAAAACUGUGACAAGUAUUAUAUUUUUUUCAGUGUCAACUGUGAUAGAAGUUUAAAUAUUGCUCAUUGUAUAAUUCAUGCAUAUCUAUGCUCCUCAUUGUACAUCUGACAUUUUAUUCAUAAAGAUGAAGAAAUCAAACAGUCUUCAAAAAGUCUAAUUUAUUUUGUGUAAAUAUGAUAUUGCCAGCUUAAUUCCAAGAGUUUCAAAAUGUCCAUAAAACAUCUUCCUGUAGACUUAACUUGAAUAUAAAAUGGCGUUCUACAGUUUACUGCUCAAUUAACUACUUAACAUAUAACAUUAUUUCCAUUUUCUUCAUCAAACCUCUUUUUAAGGCUUUAGGCAGAAGGAAAUGAGAAGUAAGCUUUUGAUCUUGAGAAAGAAAGAAAUUUUUAAAAAUGUUGUUGAAUGGUCUUUUGAAAUAGAAACUGUAGGGAACAGCCAAUUGUUUUGGUUAUGUUUUUCUGUUAAACUAUAUGUUAUUAGAAUCCCUUCAUUUAAAAAAUAUAAUUGUAUGGAAAAAGUUGUGUUUAACUGUUUUAUAUUCAUCAAUGUUGAGGUAUCUAUACCAUAUUCUAGUGAUUAGUUAGCAUUACUUUUCACUGAAUACCUUUUUAAACUAGGACAUUUUAAUACAUUUUUAAAUCUAAUGAUAUAUGUUGUAAGUUAAAAUACAUUUGUGAAAAAAAUGCAUUUGCUUUGUUAAUCAAUUUUUGUUUCCUUUUUCUCAAAAUCACACAUUUUUCACCUUGAUACAUAAUAUUUAAUAAUACAAAAUUUGGUAGUUUUGUUAAAAAUAGAUGUUGUUAUGAAGGCUUAUGUAUUUAUAUUUUAGUACACAAAUGUGCAUUAUUGUAAUAGCAGUAAAAAUCAAAAUAGGUCAUUUUUUUUUUUUUUAGUUCUACUUUUAGUUAUUUCAGAAUGAUUCUGUGUUUAGAUUUCUUAAAAGGUUAUAAAAAAAUGUCCAGAUUUAAUUAAAGUGUACUCUUAAAACAAUACUUUGAUUAUGAAACAAGUUAUUUGAUUUUACAAAAUGUAUUUUUUUUUUGUGGUAAUUUCUCAGCAUAGAAUCAUAAAUGUUGAAGCCAAUUAAAAGAAAAUAACUAUGUACUAACAACAUAAGUAUGACUUUUAUAGUAUGAUAUAAAAACAAGUUUGAGUUUUUGAAUAAAAACUAAUUGUCAUAUAAGUACUGUGCAUCAAUUUUUUUGCCUUUUUUUUUUUAUAAAGACUCUAGAGAACACAUUUGAAGUUCAACUGAUACAAAAUCAUUAGUACAUUUGAAGUUCAACUGAUUCAGUCACACAUUUUUUGUUUUAGUUUCUACAAUAAUAGUCCACUAUUUCAUAUUCAACUUUCAUGGUUUGUUCAAUAAAUCCCUUUUCCUGAUUGUUUCUGCAUUUAAAUGAGGUUAUGUAUCAAAUUUAACCAAAGGAACUCCUUUGCAAAAUAACACUUAGGAAUAGACCCAAGGUUUGUGCUCAUUAUAAUUGUGUUUGACAUGACAAGAUUUAAUUAUAAAAACAAGUGAUAUAUUUGUUUUCUAAACCAUGAACCUGCUGUUAAUUGUUUAGAAUUUUUUAAAACAAUGCCUUAUUCUAUUCUAUUUCUAAGAUUUCUAAAAUUGUUAACUUGUUAUCUUCAAUUUAGUUUUUCUUGAACACUAACAGAAUGUUCAUCUUUUGUGUAUAUUUUGUAAAUGUGUUUUUUUGUUUAUAAUGGAACAUUGUUGCUCAUUGAAUUUUCCAUCAAGAUGUUUUUUUGUUUAUACAAUUUUAUUUGUGUUUUAAUUUAGGUUUUCAACAGUAUUUCCAAAAGAUAUUUUGAAUAUUUCUUUGUGCACAAGAGGCAGUGGUCAAUAAAUACUUUGCUCUUUGUCCACAUUCUUGCAUAAUACAUUUUUUUUUCUUGUUUGUAUAUAUUUUUCAUUCAAAUUACAUAACACCUUUUCUUAAACAACAUCCAUGCCUGGUUAAAGUUUGAUUUUGUAUGAUUGUUUAGAUUAAACGUAGAAAGAUAAUUGAUGCCUAAAGGCCAAGUGUAAAUAUUUGAAAUGUUUAGGAUCACUUAGUUAUAUUGGUCUUUUAUAUUGUUGUUUUUUUUUACUUAUCUAUAAAACAAAAUUAUUUUGAGUCGUUGCAGAAUAUCAAUUUUAAGCUGCUAAUAGCGGUGUGCUAUGCUAUGAUAGGGAUCUUUUAUUUCAACAUUGAUUAAUAAAUGGUUGCAGGUAAUAAAUACAUCAUUAAUACUAAAGAUACUAUUGCCACAUUAAAUUACUAUUACUAUUGCUUAAAGGAUUUUUUUCCUGUAGACCAGCAUUUCCCAAACAUUUUCCAUAACGGAACACUUUGCACAUUCUGAGUAUUUAGUGAAACCUUUUGCUUAUUUUUUUUUUUAGAAAGAUUAAUUCAUUCACCUUGUGCCCUACUAGUUAACUAUUUCAGUAAUUUUUGAAACACCUAUUCAGUACUCAUGGAACACUAGGAUUCCGUGGAACACAGUUUGGGACAGCUGUAGAGACUUAAAAAAACAGGAAAUAAUUUUAGCUCUAUUUAAACUGAACAAAAUUGUUUUGAGCUCUUUAGACACUGAAGAAUUCUGCUUGACAUUGACAGUUAGACAUGUACAUGAUGUUGAUAUAUAAGUAUGUUCAAUUGUUCUACCUACUGGUAUUUUCAAAAGUAGGAUUGGAUUUCUCAACAUUUUGUUUUGUAUAAAUAAUAAAGAGUGCAAUCUACAAAA
Messenger RNA from Biomphalaria glabrata, 6223 nucleotides. RefSeq names its product TBC1 domain family member 2B-like. Bases 29 to 3178 code for a protein of 1049 amino acids. NCBI's taxonomy places the organism in Eukaryota, Metazoa, Mollusca, Gastropoda, Planorbidae. The record is from RefSeq and is a predicted model, not a curated record. The transcript has 20 exons.